AUGAAAGCGGCAUCUGGCCUGCGGCGCCAGGCCGUAGCAUCUACACACACUACUCGUUCUUUCUCCACUUCUACACUGUCCGGAGCUAGCCGUGCAGCCCGUACUUCUCGCGAUGCACACCCUAUUCCUCGCCACAUCCCCACGCGUAUCUCGGUUCGGUCAUAUAGCACACCUCCGGAGGUAGACGCGGCACGCACGCACAAGGGAGAUGCGGUUGCUGAGUUGGAGAUGGAAGAUGAGCGGAUGACCGAUGCUGGGGCUGAACGGACUAUAGACGAAGACGCGCGGUCGAGUCCGAUGAAGGAGUACCAUGGCCUGGUCGACCGUGGCGUGCUCCGGCCGGACGACUACCAAGUGAAGAUCGUGCAGAAGCUGCAGGAUCUCCACGACCAGCUGGCGAACUAUGCGCCCACUUCUCGCAAGUCGCCGAGCAGCGAAGGAGGUCUCGGCUUGCUCUCUCGCUUCUUUCACAGCAGUGCACCAGCGCCGUCUCCUGCCAAACCUCCCCUCGGACUCUAUCUAUAUGGCGACGUCGGGACGGGCAAGACCAUGCUCAUGGACCUCUUCUUCAAGACAUUACCGCCCAACGUCAAGAAGAAGCGCCGAGUACACUUUCAUGCGUUCAUGAUCGAUGUGCACAAGCGUAUACACGCCAUGAAGAGACGACUAGGUCCGGAGGGAGGUGACUCGAUUGCACCUGUAGGAAGAGAGCUAGCGAAGGAUGCGAGCGUGCUCUGCUUUGACGAGUUCCAGGUUACCGAUAUCGCAGAUGCCAUGGUUCUCCGACGGCUACUGGAGACGCUCCUUGAUGAGGGCGUCGUGAUGGUCAUCACGUCCAAUCGACACCCGGAUCAGCUAUACCGCAAUGGCAUCAAUCGCGACUCGUUCAUCCCCGCGAUAGACCUAUUGAAGACCGCAUUCUCAGUAACGGACCUCGACAGCGGCACAGACUACCGUCGUAUCCCGCGUUCGCUCUCCAACGUCUACUACUCGCCGUUGGACGACAGCACACGGUCUGAAAUCCACAAGCUAUUCGAAGGUCUGACGAAGGAUCAGGAGAUUAUCGAAGGCCGCACACUCGACAUCUGGGGCCGUAAACUCAGCGUACCCAAGAGUAGUGAACACGUCGCCAUGUUUGACUUUGAUACCUUGUGCGGCAAACCAUUGAGUGCCGCAGACUACCUGGAGAUCACCAGAGCCUUCGGCACCGUCUUUCUGGUCGACGUGAAGAAGAUGGGUUUGGGCGAGAAGGAUAAAGCGCGGCGGUUCAUCACCUUCAUUGACGCAUGCUACGAGAGCAAGACCAAACUCUUCGUAUCAUCCGAAGUUCCCAUAUACCAGAUCUUCGCGGACGAUAAUGCUGGAAAGGGAGGCGUCUCAGACCACAUGCGCUCGGUCAUGGAUGACCUUGGUCUUUCUGCAGAUGUAGUGGGCGCAUCUUCCAUGUUCAGCGGUGAGGAAGAAAUAUUCGCCUUCGCGCGCUGUUGCUCUCGCUUGGUGCAGAUGGGCAGCAAGGAGUGGGCCGAGACGGCCGGCCAUGCUGGAUACUGA
Molecule: messenger RNA, 1551 nt
Organism: Peniophora sp. CBMAI 1063
Lineage: Eukaryota; Fungi; Basidiomycota; Agaricomycetes; Russulales; Peniophoraceae
Source: the annotation of a GenBank genome assembly